CCCAGGUUGCUGUCUGUGUCUGGCUGGACACACACAAAACGGUGCACGCGCCGAUCCUUAGAAUAUUACCACUCACUCGGCCAGACAGGGAAGGAAGGCAUCAUCAAUCAGCUGAUAGAGAUACAUCACACCACACGACUCUCUGGCGACAAUUCAAUUCCCCACAGGCUAUCCUAUCCCGCACCCCCCCCUCUCCGCCUUCCACUCUCUUCUGACCUAACAAGCCUCGCGGCCUCAUCAUUUUCAUGCCUAUGUCGGCUCUCCCGGCCCUCUAUCAGCCCAGACACCCCCCUGCCCCCCUCUAGCUGUCCCACAUGACCGUCGUCGUCUGAUUCCUCAUCGCCCGAGUCGUCGGGGAGCUCGUCCUCGCUGUCGACGUCACUCUCGCCCUCGUCGUAUCUGGUGUCAUCUCUGUUGGGCAUGAGGUUGAAGGCGGGGUGGAUGGGCUGCCGGUCGGUGUACACGUAGCGGCCGGCUGAUGGGUCCCACGACAUGGCCUCAGAUCGAUACCUGUCGUGGAAACACGACACACACGGCAGGGCGGUGUAGUGUAGUGGCUUUGAUGGCGGUCUCCGCUGGUCUGUCUGUCUGAUCUGUUGCCAGACCAGACCUGGGUCUCUUAGCGACUCGUUUGGGCAUGCUGAAGACGGGUUUCUUGGUGGGCAUAUGGCGCUUGAACUCCAUCAGCAUGCCGUCCAUCUGCGUGAUGUGGUGGUACUUUGGCACCGGGGCCACCCGCCAGGCACACAGACACCGGUACUGCGAGGUGCCGCAGCCCGACCCGCACCUGGGGCCGCACACGCCCUCCUUCUGCCACUUGAGGCAGUACUGGUGCCGAUUCAGCCGCUUGCCCUCCAGCCGUGCCAUGCCGAUCGUCAGCAGCGCACGGCCGCCAUUGCGCCAGUCGUUGGGGAAGCGAGGGACGAGCGCACAGGGGACCUGAGCAGUACAGCCGACAAUAAGGGACAAGAGGCGAGGGCAUACCAUGCCAGUGCAACAGGAAUCAGCACGCGCCCGAGUUGAGUGGUCUUUCUCUCACCUUUGUGGUGGGGUAUACGGGGUCAUUCAGCGGCUUGCCAUGGAUGUGCUGACCUGAUAUAUCCAGACAUCCACACAGCACAGAGCAGACACACACGAAGGCGUCAGUCACCCGGUAGUUCCCUCCAUGGAUCUUUGUUGCAGAGAGCAGGCCUCAAAGCGUCGGUCGUGUGGCAUCCGUCCAGCAUUCAUUCUGCGUACGUACCUCUGUAGCCAAUGGGCCGUCUGCCAGGCGGGCCCUUGGGAGGCUUGAGCUUGAUGACUGUCUUGGUCACCUCCUGACGAAACGGACUCGAACUCAUCUCUCAUAAGCAGACUGCCGAGUAGGGAGAGGAUGGACAAGUAGGCCGAUUGAGGGAGGGCACUUCCAC
This is a messenger RNA of Vitrella brassicaformis, 1409 nucleotides long. The record is from the annotation of a GenBank genome assembly. Lineage: Eukaryota; Vitrellaceae.